CAUUGCGCGCUUAUAAAAAAAUUACCAUGGCAAUGUGUAUGUGCUUCCUCCUCUGUCUUUUUAAAUUGAGAAGUGAAACCACUCAAGUUACUUCCUCUCCCUUCCUCUACGAAGCCAAAAUGGCGAUAGGGUCCAUUGGUGCACACGAACCAUUUGGGGGAAAAUCCGGGCACUUCAUUUUGCCGUACUCGCAGCGGGAAGAGAAACAACUGGAAUCUUCGUUGGAGUCGCUCAUCACGCAAGUGGCGCAUGUGAAAAACGCGCUUCACUCGUUCAUCUUCAAGCUGGAGUACGAGCGACUGACAUGGCCGUCGGUUCUGGACAACUUUGCUCUCCUAUCAGGGCAGCUGAAUACCAUCAAUAAACUUCUUAAGAACGAGAAGACACCGUCGUUUCGCAACCAGGUCAUCAUCCCACUGCUGCUGUCUCAGGAUCGUGAUGACGAUUUAGCAAAACUAACUGAGCAGCGCGUCCCCGUCUUCAGCCACGAGAUUGUUCCGGACUACCUGCGUACAAAACCCGACCCCGAGGUGGAGGAGCAAGAGAAGCAGCUGAGCGUGGAGGCGGGUCGCAUCGGCCCAGAAGUGGCGCAGAAACAAAUCCAGACGCUGAAUAAGUUGUGUUCCAAUCUGCUGGAGAAACUCAGCAACCCUCGCGACGACAGAGAUGCAGAAAGCGCAGCCAUGAGACAGAACAAAGCCUCCUUCAGCCCGGCUGACACCAACGCUCUGGUCGGAGCCGUCGCCUUCGGAGAGGGCCUCUCCAAGUGUCGGCCGCCUGGGCCCGUGGCGCCAGGACAUCCAGGUCAAGGUGCCAUGAUGAGUGGCGGGCCCACCUUACAGCAAGUUACCAUCGGUGGUGGUGGGGCAGGCCAGCAGGGGGGGUUGGGAGGACCUGUGCCCCCACAGCAGCAAGGACAGUCAGGAAAGAUGCCAGGCAGCAUCAAGACCAACAUCAAGUCGGCCUCAGCCUCCAUGCACCCCUACAGCAGAUGAGUCUCUGCCCACAUGUCAAUUAGCAGCGUCUCCCUGGGCAACCACAAACAGCCACAUGUCACUUGCACAUGUGAGCCACGAGAUGGCAGCAUGUUAACAUGACUUUUCCAUUAAAGCAGUGACACAA
Messenger RNA from Dunckerocampus dactyliophorus (ringed pipefish), 1122 nucleotides. It is a transcript of the gene med8, whose product is annotated as mediator complex subunit 8. The transcript has 7 exons. Gene Ontology annotation, cellular component: core mediator complex; mediator complex. Lineage: Eukaryota; Metazoa; Chordata; Actinopteri; Syngnathiformes; Syngnathidae. Bases 27 to 995 code for a protein of 322 amino acids. The record is from RefSeq and is a predicted model, not a curated record. Gene Ontology annotation, biological process: regulation of transcription by RNA polymerase II. Gene Ontology annotation, molecular function: transcription coregulator activity; RNA polymerase II cis-regulatory region sequence-specific DNA binding.